AUGUCUUGUUAUGUACAAUAUUGUCACGAAUGUAACAUUGCUAUUUGUAAGGCCGAAACAGAUACCGAUGGGGUAACAUAUUAUCAUAUCAAAGUGAAUGUUGGCGAUGUUACUUGGAGUGUACAAAAACGGUACAAUGAAUUUUUGGAACUGCACAAAAAAUUAGUGAAUGAACAUACUGUGACCAAAGACAUACUGCCUGGAAAAAAAAUAAUUGGGAACAAGGAUCCGAAUUUCAUUGAAAGACGUCGGGUUGGCUUGGAAAUAUAUCUACAAACUGUUUUGUCAUUUUUACAAAAGUCAAUGCCUGAAGAACUAUUAGAGUUUUUAGAAUUCCACAAGUAUGAUGUAAUAUUAAUUGUCAAGAAACUAGCCGUAGAAUUUUUUAAAAAUGGAGAUGAUUACCUUUUGAACGAUAAUGGUUUUAAUUUUAAUGUAUUGCUAUUAUAUGCAAUUAGUGAAAGAUUAAAAUUACCUUGUCCAGAUAGUGAAAAUAACGAGUAUAAUUUCAGCCAUGUAUUAGAUUUUUGUUCAAAGUUUAAAUAUUUAGCAAUUAAAGGAGGAAAUCAUUAUGUUGGUACAAGUAAUAUAAUUUACAAUAAAUUAAGUUUUGAGCUAUCAUCUUUUAAGAAUGUGAAGAAAUUUGAAUGUUAUAAUAUUGCCUAUAAUAUGAUAUACAAUUUAAUGACAUUACGGGAUACAGUACGUAUAAUUACAGUAUACAAUUCAAAGCUUAAGACUCCUGAAGAUAUUUUACUAAGUGAUAAUGUUCAUAAAGAAUGGUCCUCUGACAUGGAUUCUACUAUGAUUUGGAAUAAAGUAAAAGUAGUUGAUUUCAGUUGGAAUGAAAUACUAACAUUAAAAAGUCUUACAGUUUUAACCCCAAACGUUAAAACAAUAAAUUUAAAUGGAAAUUUAUUGAAUACUAUUGAAGAUCUGUCACCCCUUAGUUAUCUCAGUCAUUUAUCACUAUCAAGUAAUAAUAUUACAGAAGUACUCGAUCUUCAUACAAAACUAGGAAAUGUUAUAUGUUUAAAUCUGUCUUCAAAUAAAAUUUCUAAUUUGGAAGCAUUUUCAAAAUUAUUUUCACUAGAAAUGUUGGACUUGGGCUCAAACUUAGUUGAAGAUAUAGAUCAGUUAAAACACUUGAGUGGGUUACAAAAUAUGAAUUAUUUAGUUUUGUCUGGAAAUCCUGUAUCUACGGUAGUUGAUUAUAGAAUUAAGGUACUGGGGAUACUGAAAAAAAGAACUUCAGAUUUUUGUUUAGAUAAUGAGCGACCCACUCAAAAAGAGCUAGAUACUGUGGCAAUAAUGCAUGCAAUAAAGGUCGCCAAAGAAGGAAAAACAUUAUUUGAUAGAUGA
Messenger RNA from Macrosiphum euphorbiae (potato aphid), 1362 nucleotides. NCBI's taxonomy places the organism in Eukaryota, Metazoa, Arthropoda, Insecta, Hemiptera, Aphididae. The record is from the annotation of a GenBank genome assembly.